Molecule: messenger RNA, 2393 nt
Organism: Vitrella brassicaformis
Lineage: Eukaryota; Vitrellaceae
Source: the annotation of a GenBank genome assembly
CCGACGACAAUUGCAAGGGCAGUGAUCCAUCCAUUCAUCUGGCUCGGCUAACCGGAAUCAGCCGUGUCACCGGGCUCACAGGAGUGACCGGGCUGCUCUCACCAGAACCUGUGACACCGGGCUGAUGCCAUUGGUCCGGGCUGACGCGACGCAGUCGCUUCCGUCUCGACUCCCACCCUGGACGAACAAAAUACAAGCAUGAUUAAGAAAGCACUCCUCAGCUCCGUUGUUGUACCUCCGGUGAAAGUGUAACGGCCCCAUUUCCAAUCUCCCAGCCACUCUGAGGAAAGAGCGAUGGGAACCGUAGGAGGAGACGGUUGAGACACACAUGUGUGUUGAUUUACCGGAAAGACAAAACCCCAGAACAAGGUACGACACAGCGUAGAAGCCGAUGAAAUCGUAGCGCCGGAUGUAAGGCGGAUGGCAGAAUGUCCCAGCGAUCAGAGCGCCCACUGCAGCAGGCCGAGACACACAACACACUAGUACACAACAGCAGCAAUCGAUCGCACGUACCGAUGUACACAUAUCCAUCAACAAAGAGAUGUCGCCGCUGCUCCCAGGAGCUGCGCAACGUCUCGAUGAUGGAGCGAAGCAUCGCGUGCUCGUCUUGUGAAAGGCACUUAGGGCAGUCGAUCGACUCAUUAACAAAUCUGCACACCUCAACCAUCCACCCAAACAUUCGUGUCUCCCGUCCACCAUCGUAUAAGCAAGCCGACCUGUCAGUGAUUCGACCGUAAGCCUGCACAAAGCCUUCUGUCCCACAACUGGCGAUGACUUUAUUGCAAGCUUCCUCGAAUUUUACACACAAAAGGUCCCACUUCCGGGUCACUUCCGCAAAGCAAUAAACCACAUGGUCGCGCUUCAACAGCAGCACUUGCUGUGUGUCGCCCAGGUCAUCCUGAGAUGACAUAUAUGAGCAUCUUCUCACUCCCCCUUGUAGGGUAGGCCCGCUGUUCAGUGUUCGUUUCUUCUUUGAUGCGGCCGACCAGAUUGAGAACGAAAUUGAAGGCCAAACUAUUAAGAAUCACAUCUUGGGGGUUCAGCUCGAGCCACAAGAUCAAAGGCAAAACGAUGCAUAGCAGAACCCAUGUAAGCGUCCAGUUUGUCCGAAUGCCUGCAUGCACACGUGCAAGCAAAAGAUGUACGCAGCAAAGCAAACUUGCAUGGCUCACCUUUCUUGAAUAUGCGCCACCUAAUGUUCUUCGCCUCUUUUGCCUUCUCCGUCUUCUCUUUGCGCAGAGGGGCUCUAACGAAUUGAAUGCUGUUGGUUGGCGAGUACUCGGUUUGCCCAGGAUAGAGCCAGCGAUUGAGUGGAUCCAGGAACUGCCCGCAGAUCUCCCAGUAGUAAACCUGCCGCAUCAUACUCUGUGCCAAAGGGAAACCGCAGUUGAGUCGGUAGCCUUUGUUGUUGGUUGGUUUAUGGUGUCUCUUCCUGUGAAGUUGUAUACCAUUAUGGCGUUGUUGAAGUUGCUGAGGAAUAAGAGCACCGACAGUAGUCGCGCGAAGACUAUCAGAGGUAUGUGCGCUUUGACGGUGUAUGAGAAUGGAAGAGUCAAGGGGACGCCUUCCUCAGUCUUCUCCCAAAGGUCAUCAAAAAGCGCAGCUGCCGACCGAUGUCACAGAUAUGAACACACAACAACCGCCAUGCCGACGGAUAGAUAGAUGAGUCGCCGUUCUUGCCUACUUACUGAAGAACAAGAUGAUCGGCGCAGUCCAUUGGACGAGGCUGAUGAUCCAGUCGAGGAUCCAGUAAUGAAAGGGGUGCUCUCUGAAGACACGUCUCAGAGAGACAGGGCGCUGCGAGGCGUGCGACAGACGGCGGCCCUGAGCAAGGGCCAUGGCACCGAUGGGAGGCGCAAGUGCCACUGCACACACACACAGGUGCGACAACGCCUAACAACAUAUAUGCAUCAGCUCUUACAGCAGCAGUUCGUUUCAUGAGAGACCGACAGACUCUGCCUGCCGUUGCGCUAUGAGUUAACGUAUGUCAUCAUCAGCUCUUACAGUAUGUGUAGAUGUCCUGGUGAGAUAACAAGGCGUCCCGGACGUACCCCAGCUCAUGCAGGUACCGCCCCUUCUCGUCGGCGACCGAUGAGGGCUCCUCGUCCGUUUCGUCCUGCUCAUCAUGAUCAUUUGGCGGCUGCACAGUGACGUGACGGAUCCCUGGCUGCAUAGUGACAUCGUUGGUGCUUUGUUGGUCCCCUUCCAAUGCUUCUGGUGCAUCUGCCGUGCCCUGCAACACGAGAAAUGAGCUCGAGGUUCAGCGCCGAGCGGGAGGGAGAAGAACGUCGCCUUACCGGAAGGAUGUGGUCAUUCGCGUAUUCAUCAGGGGGGUUCAUCGUCGUUUGCAUCCCUUGCAAGCAACCCUUAGAUGUCUGGAUCUCGAGCGAGAC